ACAUUUCUUAUGAUUAAUGUGGAGAAAAGAAACUAGCCAUGGGACAAAGUUCAAGAGACCUCCAUGGAAAAUGUUGCUGCUGAUGCUAUUAUACAAAGUCAUAUCAUGAAGAGUCUAUUUAGAGGAUGAUUUUCAUAUUUAAACAGUUUUCAUGUUGAAAAAAAUUUGUGAAAGUGAAAAGUGAAAGUUUUUUUUUAAAUAAACAAUUUCCUCAUCAUAAAAAUUAUACUUGUAAUGGGCGAAAUGGCCAACAACUCUGUUGCAUACAGUGGUGUAAAAAACUCUUUGAAGGAAGCUAAUCAUGAUGGAGAUUUUGGAAUUACGCUUGCUGAGCUCCGGGCUCUCAUGGAGCUCAGGUCCACAGAUGCAUUACGUAAAAUCCAAGAAAGCUAUGGAGAUGUCUAUGGAAUUUGUGGGAAAUUGAAAACCUCUCCCAAUGAAGGUUUAAGUGGAAAUCCUGCAGAUAUAGAGAGGAGGCAAGCAGUGUUUGGGAAGAACUUUAUACCUCCUAAAAAGCCAAAAACUUUUCUUCAAUUAGUAUGGGAAGCAUUACAAGAUGUUACCUUAAUUAUAUUAGAAAUUGCAGCCAUAGUAUCACUGGGCCUUUCUUUUUAUCGACCUCCAGAAGGGAAUAAUGCAGUUUGUGGACAAGUUUCCGUUGGGGAGGAAGAAGGGGAAGGUGAAACCGGCUGGAUUGAAGGAGCUGCUAUCCUUUUGUCAGUAGUAUGUGUUGUGUUAGUGACGGCUUUCAAUGACUGGAGUAAAGAGAAGCAGUUUCGAGGUCUGCAGAGUCGAAUUGAACAAGAACAGAAGUUCACAGUUAUCAGAGGCGGGCAAGUCAUUCAGAUACCAGUGGCUGACAUUACUGUGGGGGAUAUUGCCCAAGUGAAAUAUGGUGAUCUUCUUCCAGCUGAUGGGAUACUUAUUCAAGGAAAUGAUCUAAAAAUUGAUGAAAGCUCACUGACUGGAGAAUCUGAUCAUGUUAAGAAGACAUUAGAUAAAGAUCCCUUACUCUUAUCAGGUACCCAUGUGAUGGAAGGCUCUGGAAGAAUGGUAGUUACUGCUGUGGGUGUGAACUCCCAAACUGGAAUUAUUUUUACCUUACUUGGGGCUGGAGGUGAAGAAGAAGAAAAGAAAGAUGAAAAGAAAAAAGAAAAGAAAAAUAAGAAACAAGAUGGAACUGUUGAGAACCGCAACAAAGCAAAAGCUCAGGAUGGUGCAGCCAUGGAAAUGCAGCCAUUGAAGAGUGAGGAAGGAGGAGAUGGUGAUGAAAAAGACAAAAAGAAAGCAAACUUGCCAAAGAAAGAAAAGUCGGUUUUACAAGGAAAACUUACAAAAUUGGCAGUUCAGAUUGGAAAAGCAGGAUUAUUGAUGUCUGCAAUCACAGUUAUCAUCCUUGUAUUAUAUUUUGUAAUCGACACAUUCUGGGUUCAGAAACGACCAUGGCUGGCAGAAUGUACACCUAUUUAUAUCCAGUAUUUUGUCAAGUUCUUCAUAAUUGGAGUCACAGUCCUGGUGGUAGCAGUGCCUGAAGGUCUUCCACUUGCAGUUACUAUCUCACUUGCUUACUCUGUAAAGAAAAUGAUGAAAGAUAAUAACCUAGUCAGACAUCUGGAUGCUUGUGAAACAAUGGGAAAUGCAACAGCCAUUUGCUCAGAUAAAACAGGGACAUUGACCAUGAAUAGAAUGACAGUCGUCCAGGCUUACAUAAAUGAAAAGCAUUAUAAAAAAGUUCCUGACCCUGAUGCUAUUCCAGCAAGCAUUUUGUCCUGUCUUGUAACUGGAAUUUCUGUGAAUUGUGCUUACACAUCAAAAAUAUUGCCACCAGAGAGAGAAGGUGGAUUACCGCGUCAUGUUGGCAAUAAAACAGAAUGUGCCCUGCUGGGACUUGUUUUAGAUUUAAAACGAGAUUAUCAGGAUGUAAGGAAUGAAAUCCCUGAAGAAGCUCUGUAUAAGGUCUACACAUUCAACUCGGUUAGGAAAUCUAUGAGCACCGUCUUGAAAAAUUCAGAUGGAAGCUACAGAAUAUUCAGCAAGGGUGCAUCAGAGAUCAUUCUUAAAAAGUGCUUCAAAAUCUUGAGUGCUAAUGGUGAAGCAAAGGUAUUCAGACCAAGAGACCGGGAUGAUAUUGUUAAAACUGUGAUUGAACCAAUGGCUUCAGAAGGAUUGAGAACUAUAUGUCUUGCAUUCCGAGAUUUCCCAGCAGGAGAACCUGAACCAGAGUGGGAUAAUGAAAAUGACAUCGUCACAGGCCUAACCUGCAUUGCUGUUGUAGGGAUUGAAGAUCCCGUGAGACCGGAGGUACCAGAUGCAAUAAGAAAAUGCCAGCGUGCUGGAAUUACUGUGCGGAUGGUCACUGGUGAUAAUAUUAAUACUGCUCGUGCUAUUGCUUCUAAAUGUGGUAUUUUGCAUCCUGGGGAAGAUUUCCUGUGCCUAGAAGGUAAAGAUUUCAACCGAAGAAUAAGGAAUGAAAAAGGAGAGAUUGAACAAGAACGCAUAGACAAGAUUUGGCCAAAGCUUCGAGUACUUGCUAGAUCAUCUCCCACUGACAAGCACACACUGGUUAAAGGCAUAAUUGACAGUACUGUCUCCGAGCAACGACAGGUUGUAGCUGUAACUGGAGAUGGUACCAAUGAUGGCCCUGCACUAAAGAAAGCAGAUGUUGGAUUUGCUAUGGGUAUUGCUGGAACCGACGUAGCCAAAGAAGCAUCGGACAUCAUUCUUACUGAUGACAACUUCACAAGCAUUGUCAAAGCCGUCAUGUGGGGACGGAAUGUCUAUGACAGCAUCUCCAAGUUCCUUCAGUUCCAGCUCACAGUCAAUGUGGUGGCUGUGAUCGUUGCCUUCACGGGGGCCUGUAUUACUCAGGACUCACCUCUUAAGGCUGUACAGAUGCUGUGGGUAAACCUCAUCAUGGACACACUGGCAUCCCUGGCUCUGGCAACCGAGCCCCCUACUGAGUCUCUCUUGCUUCGAAAGCCUUACGGCCGAAACAAGCCUCUCAUCUCUCGCACAAUGAUGAAGAAUAUUUUGGGUCAUGCAUUCUAUCAGCUUGUCGUAGUCUUUACGCUCUUGUUUGCUGGGGAAAAAUUUUUCGAUAUUGAUAGUGGAAGAAACGCCCCUUUGCAUGCUCCACCUUCAGAACAUUAUACUAUUGUGUUUAACACCUUCGUGCUGAUGCAACUUUUCAAUGAGAUAAAUGCCCGAAAAAUUCAUGGUGAAAGAAAUGUGUUUGAAGGCAUCUUCAACAAUGCUAUCUUCUGUACAAUUGUUCUGGGCACUUUUGUGGUCCAGAUAAUAAUUGUGCAAUUUGGUGGAAAACCUUUCAGUUGUUCAGAACUUUCAAUAGAACAGUGGCUGUGGUCAAUAUUCCUAGGAAUGGGAACGUUACUCUGGGGCCAGCUCAUUUCAACAAUUCCAACUAGCCGUUUAAAAUUCCUUAAAGAAGCUGGUCAUGGAACACAGAAAGAAGAAAUUCCUGAAGAAGAAUUAGCUGAAGAUGUUGAAGAGAUUGACCAUGCUGAGCGAGAGUUACGACGAGGACAGAUCUUGUGGUUUAGGGGUCUGAACCGAAUACAAACUCAGAUGGAUGUAGUGAAUGCUUUCCAGAGUGGAAGUACCAUUCAGGGGGCUCUAAGGCGGCAACCCUCCAUCGCCAGCCAGCACCAUGAUGUAACAAAUAUUUCUACCCCUACACAUAUUCGAGUGGUGAAUGCAUUUCGUAGUUCUUUAUACGAAGGGCUAGAAAAACCCGAGUCACGAAGUUCGAUUCACAACUUUAUGACACAUCCUGAGUUUAGGAUAGAGGAUUCUGAGCCUCACAUUCCCCUUAUUGAUGACACUGAUGCUGAAGACGAUGCCCCUACAAAGCGUAACUCGAGUCCUCCACCCUCUCCCAACAAAAAUAAUAAUGCUGUGGACAGCGGAAUUCAUCUUACAAUAGAAAUGAACAAGUCUGCUACCUCUUCAUCCCCAGGAAGCCCACUACAUAGUUUGGAAACAUCACUCUGAUUGUAAGCCGAAUGUUAACACACUAGCUGCAUUGUAAAGAAACAAAUUGAAACUGGGUCUUUUCACACAUCGUGUUGGACAAGAUCGUAUUCUUGUCUCGGACUUCAACAGAAGACAUACUUGUACGAAUGUAGAUUUAUUUUUUUAAACCAUAAAAGCUUUCCGCCAGACUUUGAGGGUGCUUUUCGGGGGGUGGGGAGUACUGAACUCUGACAUAAGUGACCUGUGGAUCAUCGACUGUACUUACGCAUGGUCCUGCGCAGUGGGUUUAGCAGAGCUUUAGUUUCUCUUGAUCCUUGGAGGGGGGAGGGGGGAGGGAGGAGGAAAAGCUGAGAAAGACAAGGGAGCCCUGGAUCAUUGAAUCGAUACUUUAAUUUCUGCUGUUGGCUGUUAAUAAUUUGGAUUAUUUAUGUUUAUAAAUGAUACAGAUCUGUUUACAAGGUUUGUAGAUACUUUUAUUGUUCCUGUUCAUAGAUGGGAAGCUUCCUUAUAACUGAUGCAGAGAAAAAUUAGUCCUUCAAAUACUGCUGUAUUUUCAGGAAAAAGGGUGUUUCUAUUGAAACUGUACUAAAUUUUUGCCUACAAUUUACCUUGUUAAAUAUUGUAGAUAAAUUGCUAAUACUGAUAGCCAAAUAGAUAACACUAAUGCUUUGUGGAAACAUGAGCAGCAGUGUCCUAAUGAAGUUAUGGCCUCUGUCCUAAUUAGUUUCUUAAAUACAUUUACUACUUAAUGGUUUUGAAAACAACUGUUUAAUUUUUAAAAAUUUUGGAAAACUUGCUAAAUAACUUUUUGUUCAGAAUUUAGUAGAUUGUUUAAUGCGGGACAUCAAUUACAUAAUGAAAGUUGCUUGAAAUGCUUUUGUUAUUUCAGGCAAAUUGAAUUAAAUCAAAAUGCAACAAAACCUUAGUCCUUUUUGUUUUUGUCUAAACCUGUUAGUUUAGUGAUGUCUUGGUGAACUGUGAGUGAACUGUGUUGAUUUUUCUAAUAAAUCUUAAGAAACCUUCAUAAGGCAUGAGGGCUGUUGGCAUUUUGAAAAAAGGUUAGUAGUAGUAGCAUACAUGUUUUCCUUUUGUUUUUGAAACCUGUUUGUAAACAUAAAUAAACACGCCCUUUUAUUAAAUAAA
Messenger RNA from Gracilinanus agilis (Agile Gracile Mouse Opossum), 5136 nucleotides. It is a transcript of the gene ATP2B1, whose product is annotated as ATPase plasma membrane Ca2+ transporting 1. Gene Ontology annotation, biological process: regulation of cytosolic calcium ion concentration; calcium ion transmembrane transport. Bases 235 to 4011 code for a protein of 1258 amino acids. Gene Ontology annotation, cellular component: intracellular membrane-bounded organelle; membrane. The record is from RefSeq and is a predicted model, not a curated record. The transcript has 21 exons. Gene Ontology annotation, molecular function: ATP binding; PDZ domain binding; ATP hydrolysis activity. Lineage: Eukaryota; Metazoa; Chordata; Mammalia; Didelphimorphia; Didelphidae.